This is a messenger RNA of Echinops telfairi (small Madagascar hedgehog), 1499 nucleotides long. Its product is annotated as acyl-coenzyme A thioesterase 6-like. The coding region runs from base 140 to 1405 and encodes 421 amino acids. Lineage: Eukaryota; Metazoa; Chordata; Mammalia; Afrosoricida; Tenrecidae. Gene Ontology annotation, molecular function: fatty acyl-CoA hydrolase activity. The transcript is spliced from 3 exons. Gene Ontology annotation, biological process: acyl-CoA metabolic process; fatty acid metabolic process. The record is from RefSeq and is a predicted model, not a curated record.
GGAACGGGGUCGUCGGCGCUCAGAGCCCUGCUAAGGCCAGUCAGCCACCAGCCGCUCAGCGUCCGAUCCCGCUGGGCCUCCUCGACGCGCUCCGCCAGCGACCGACGGAACGCGGAACCCGGCGCAGCGCGCAGCGCGGAUGGCGGUGACAGUGACCGUGGAGCCCGCGGGCCACUGCUGCUGGGACGAGCCGGUGCGCAUCGCGGUGCGCGGCCUGGCCCCCGAACAGCCGGUCACGCUGCGCGCGUCCCUGCGCGACGAGAAGGGGACGCUCUUCCGGGCCCACGCGCGCUACCGCGCGGACGGCGGCGGCGAGCUGGACCUGGAGCGCGCGCCCGCGCUGGGCGGCAGCUUCGCGGGGCUCGAGCCCAUGGGCCUCAUCUGGGCCCUGGAGCCCGAGAAGCCUUUCUGGAGGUUCCUGAAGCGGGACGUGCAGACGCCCUUCGCGGUGGAGCUGGAGGUGCUCGAGGGCCACGAGCCCGAGCCGCGGCGGGUCCUGGGCCGGGCGGUGCACGAGCGCCACUUCCUGCGGCCCGGGGUGCGGAGGGAGCCCGUGCGCGCGGGCCGCGUGCGCGCCACGCUCUUCCUGCCGCCGGGACUUGGACCUUUCCCAGGAGUCAUUGACAUCCUGGGCGUAGGAGGGGGCCUGCUGGAAUACAGAGCCAGCCUUCUGGCUGGUCAUGGUUUUGCCACCUUGGCUGUAGCUUAUUAUGAAUAUGAAGAUCUCCCCAAGACAUCUGACAACAUAUUCCUGGACUACUUUGAAGAAGCCCUGAACUACAUGCUUCAACACCCCCAGGUGAGAGGCCCUAAUAUUGGACUUAUUGGCUUCUCCAAAGGCGGUGACCUGUGUCUCUCCAUGGCCUCCUUCUUAAAGGGCAUCACAGCCACUGUACUUAUCAAUUCCUGUGUGGCAAAUUCAAUGACUGCUCUGCAUUACAAGGAAAUGACUAUUCCUUCUCUUGGCAGUGACCUAAGCAAAUGUACAGUCACUGAUUCAGGCUUUCUGGAGGGUUUGCAUAUUUGGAAUAACCCACUGGAAAAGCCUAACCACCAAAGUUUCAUACCACUGGAAAAAGCUCAAGGGCCCUUCUUGUUUAUUGUUGGCAAGGAUGACUGUAACUGGAAGAGUGAGUUCUAUGCUCGUAUAGCCUCUGACCGGUUACAGGCCCAUGGAAAAGACAGACCCCAGAUAAUCUGCUACCCAGGAGCUGGUCAUUAUAUUGACCCACCUUAUUUUCCUGCUCACAUAGCCUCAGUGCAUCCAGUUUUGGGCCUACCAGUGUUCUAUGGAGGUGAGCGAAGGGCUCAUGGAAGAGCACAGGUGGAUGCCUGGCAGCAAAUUCAAACCUUCUUCCAUAAACAUCUUGAUGCUAAACAAUCCUUUAAGCACAGCAAAUUAUAAUAUUAUAAUCAUUGACUUUCAAAACUAACUCCCAUUGAGUUCAUUCUGACUCAUAGAGACCCGAUAGGACAGGGUAGACCUGCCUCUGUGAGUU